This is a messenger RNA of Humulus lupulus (European hop), 376 nucleotides long. RefSeq names its product zinc finger BED domain-containing protein RICESLEEPER 3-like. The transcript has 2 exons. The coding region runs from base 3 to 326 and encodes 107 amino acids. Gene Ontology annotation, molecular function: DNA binding. The record is from RefSeq and is a predicted model, not a curated record. NCBI's taxonomy places the organism in Eukaryota, Viridiplantae, Streptophyta, Magnoliopsida, Rosales, Cannabaceae.
CCAUGGCUGCUAGUAUGAAAAGGAAAUAUGAAAAAUAUUGGGGCAGUGCAGAGAACAUCAAUCCCAUGUUGUUUUUGGCUGUUGUGCUUGAUCCAAGAUACAAGUUGAAGUAUUUGAAGUAUUGUUUUGAGACGAUUUAUGAUGCUGAAACUGUUGCCAAGAUUGUUGUCAAGGUGGAACAAAUCCUUCAACGACUGUACAAUUCUUAUAAUGUUGAGGGUGAGAGCGAUGGUGACAAGGUAAGUAAAAGUGACUCACCACCAAAGGGUGGUGUCAAAGAAACUAUUAGGAGGAGAUUAUUGGAAAAUUAUUUGCAACAACAAUAGAUGUUUGUGACUGAGAAAAUGAAUGAUGUUGAUAAGUACUUGGCUGAAGA